AGACGCUCCUUUCUUUCCUCCGCCACUGGAUACAGCGUCUGUGCUCUAGCGUCCUACGAAGCAGUGCCGCAGCCAUGGAGAAUGUGACCAUAUUCGACUCACCUGGGAAGGGGAGGGGUCUGAAGGCUAACAAGGAAUUUUGGGCCGGGGACGUCAUCUUUUCCGAGCCCAGCCUCGCAGCUGUUGUCUUUGACAGUCUCGCAGAGCGCAUCUGCCACAGCUGUUUCCGCAGACAAGACAAACUGCAGAGAUGCGGCCAGUGCAAGUUCUCUCACUACUGCGACCGCACCUGCCAGCGAGCAGGCUGGGCCGAACACAAGCAAGAAUGCGCCGCCAUCAAAAACUACGGCAAGGCGCCCAAUGAGAACAUUCGCUUGGUGGCUCGCAUCGUGUGGCGUCUGGACAAGGAGGGCGACGUGGUGUCCGACACGCAGCUGACCACGCUGGACCAGCUAGAGGACCACAUCGAAGACAUGCAAGAGGACGAGCUGAAGGAGUUCAAAGUGGACGUCCACAACUUCCUGGACUACUGGCCUCGCAACAGCAAGCAGCACACCAGCGAUGUCAUCUCGCACGUCUUCGGACUGAUUAACUGCAACGGCUUCACUGUGAGCGACCAGCGGGGUCUUCAGGCUGUGGGCGUGGGUCUGUUCCCCAAUCUGUGUCUGGUCAAUCACGACUGCUGGCCCAACUGCACUGUCAUCCUCAACCACGGCAAUCGAUCGGCUGUGAAUACUUUGUAUCAUUCUCAACGGAGGAUUGAGCUGCGUUCUUUGGGUAAGAUUGCCGAGGGCGAGGAGCUGACCGUCUCCUACGUGGACUUCAUCAACGUGUCGGAGGAGAGGCGGAGGCUGCUGAAGACGCAAUACUUCUUCGACUGUACGUGCCAACACUGCAAGGAGCGCAUCAAGGACGACCUGAAAAUGGGAGGAAGGGACCAGGACGGCGUCAAGCCGUCAGAGGAGCAAGUGAAAGAUGCAACAGAUUAUUGCUUUCAGAUGCUGGAAAAGAUGGACCAGGCCCGAUUAAAGGGCGAUUACCACGAGGUGGUGAAGAUCUCCAGGGAGUGCAUCGGGAAGACGGAGCCCGUACUGGCCGACACUCACAUCUACCUGCUGAGGAUGUGGAGCACCAUGAGCGAGGUGCAGGCCUACCUGCAGUACUUCGAAGACGCCGCUGAAUACGCACGCAAAAUGGUGGAUGGCUACAUGAAGCUUUACCACCCCAACAACCCCACCUUGGGCAUGGCGGCCAUGCGAGCGGGAGUCACGCACUGGCAAGCCGGCCUGAUCGAGGUGGGCCACGGGAUGAUCUGCAAGGCCUAUGCCAUUCUCAUGGUCACGCACGGCCCAAUGCAUCCCAUAACCAAGGACUUGGAGUCAAUGCGCGUGCAGACAGAAAUGGAACUGAGGAUGUUUAAGCAGAAUGAGUACGUCUACCACAGCAUGAGAGAAGCAGCCCUGAAGAACAGACCCAUGACCAUGAUGCAUGAACCCAAGUCCAUGGAGGAAGACAUCAAGAAUCUCUUCCACCGGAGGAAAUAA
This is a messenger RNA of Phycodurus eques (leafy seadragon), 1544 nucleotides long. It is a transcript of the gene smyd1b, whose product is annotated as SET and MYND domain containing 1b. The transcript is spliced from 10 exons. Gene Ontology annotation, molecular function: histone H3K4 methyltransferase activity; protein binding. The coding region runs from base 75 to 1544 and encodes 489 amino acids. Lineage: Eukaryota; Metazoa; Chordata; Actinopteri; Syngnathiformes; Syngnathidae. The record is from RefSeq and is a predicted model, not a curated record. Gene Ontology annotation, cellular component: nucleus.